Molecule: messenger RNA, 9143 nt
Organism: Pongo pygmaeus (Bornean orangutan)
Lineage: Eukaryota; Metazoa; Chordata; Mammalia; Primates; Hominidae
Product: nuclear pore complex-interacting protein family member B5
Exons: 17
Coding region: 1134-2897 (587 amino acids)
Source: RefSeq, a predicted model, not a curated record
GAAUGUCCUUCAGUUUGGGUUUUGUCUGAUGUUUUCCUUAUGAUUAGACUGAGGCCAUGGGUUUUUGGGAGGAAGACCAGAGAAAAUAUGAAAAGCGAGAAGAAAAAAAGCACCUGUUAUUCUGUCACCCAGAGAUAAUACUUAAUAUGUAGACUAUUGUGUCAAAGAAUGCACUGCAGUACCGGGGAAAUUCCCAGCAUGAUGCCCAGGAGUUUCUGCUGUGGCUUUUGGACCGAGUUCAUGAAGACCUCAACCAUUCAGUGAAGCAGAGUGGCCAGCCUCCUCUGAAGCCACCGUCAGAGACUGAUAUGAUGCCUGAGGGACCAUCUUUUCCUGUCUGUAGCACUUUUGUACAAGAACUCUUUCAAGCCCAAUAUAGAUCUUCUUUGAUGUGUCCUCAUUGUCAGAAACAGAGCAACACUUUUGAUCCUUUCCUUUGCAUUUCUUUGCCAAUUCCUCUACCCCACACAAGGCCUCUCUAUGUCACUGUAGUGUAUCAAGGCAAAUGUUCUCACUGCAUGAGGAUUGGUGUGGCGGUACCUCUGUCUGGGACUGUUGCCAGACUUCGGGAAGCAGUGUCUAUGGAAACAAAGAUCCCCACUGAUCAGCUGGACCAGAGUCUCUUACCUUGUUUAGAGAAGAGAAAGGGAAGUUGUGCCCAUGCUGCAUCCCUUUUGGGGAAUUCAUUUAAACAACAACCUAAACCACUUGAAAUUUGGCUUGGAUUAUCAUAGACUGUCUUCUCCUACACAAACAGCAGCAAAGCAAGGGAAAAUGGAUUCGCCCACCUCAAGAGCAGGCAGCAACAAGAUUGUCCUGUUGGUGUGUAACCGAGCCUGCACUGGGCAACAAGGGAAAAGGUUAUCAAUUAUCUGCCUGAUCAUUUUCAUCCUGGGACUGACUCUUGUGGAAUUCCUUGGAUAGUUAUCAUUAUUGUGUUUCUGGGAAUUUCUACACUUGCCAUUUUCCUCUGGAAAACUAGCCUUUGUGUGUCUUUCCUCAAGACUGUCUUAAAGUCACAAAAUGUACAUGACGGAUCCAAGGAUGUACAGCGGAAAGCCUGGAGGUCCAAUAGCCAUAGCCGGGAAGGAAUUAAAAUUGGCCUGGAAGACCUCUUUACUUCAUGGAGACAUAUGGAAGCCAAAGUUCGAGCUGAAGUCCAUAAGGUGACAAGGAAGGUCAACAGUCAUUACAAAAUCAAUGGACAGAGGAAGACUGCCGAGGAAGAGAAACAAAACAUGAAAGAAUGUGAGCAAGCAGAAAAUGAGAGGCAGAUAUCAGAGGCAGAGGAGAAUGGGAAAUUGGAUAUGAAAGAAAUACACACCUACCUGAAACUGUUUCAAUGCACGCAAGAGUUGCGGCGGCGGGCAGAGGACUACUACAGAUGCAAAAUCGCCCCUUCUGCAAGAAAGCCUCUUGCCAACUCAGGAAGUUUGUUUGUUUUCCUUGCUUUUGGACAUAGUCUGCCAGGUCAGGACAUGGAUGUAUUUUUCUCCCCACAGCUCUGUGCUCAAGCCUUGCAAAGGGGGAUGGCAGAGAGGAAGGCUGCCUACAAGCAGCACAGGUGUGAAAUGAGGCAAAAGCAGAGAGUGCCAGAGAGACACAUGAGUCAGGAGCCAGUCCAGGGACGACCGGGCCUAGAGAACCCUUUCUGGAGGGCAGAUUCAGGACCUCAUUCGGUUCCCAUGAGGAAUAGCAGCGGCAUCCCAGCUGAAAACACAGAGAAGACAAAGGUCAGGAUGGCGGCAGUGGAGCACCAUCAUUCCUCAGGAUUGCCCUACUGGCCCUACCUCACGGCUGAAACUUUAAGAAAAAGGAUGGGCCGCAAGCCAUCUCCUCCAACUCAGUGUGAUCUGAGAGGUCAACCACGUCCAUCAGUUAAAGGGUGUCUGAGACCUCUGACUCUUUCUCGACUACAGUGUCCACUAGGACCUCAACCACAUUCUACAACUGAUGAUUUUCUGAGAAGAGAGACACCUCAAGAUGAGUGUGUCCUGGGACCUGAACCACUUCCUCGAGCUGAUGAUUUUCCGAGACUCAAGACACCUCCCGAGGGUCUUUUCAUACCAAUUCCCCCUUCUCCAGUUGAUGAUUCUCUGAGCCUCAAGACACCUCCUGAGUGUCUUCUGGUACCCCUUCCACCUUCUCCAGUUGAUGAUUUUCUGAGACCACAAACACCUCCCGUCCAGUGUCACCUGAGACCUGUACCAUUUCAUCGAGCUGAUGAUAUCAGGAGACUCAAGAAACCUCCUGACUCUUUUUUCACACCCCUUCCACCUUCUCCAGUUGAUGAUUUUCUGAGCCUGAAGACACUUCCCGAGUGUCUUCUGGUACCCCUUCCACCUUCUCCAGUUGAUGAUUUUCUCACACCACAGGCACCUCCGGUCGAGUGUCGCCUGGGACCUCUACCAUUUCCUCGAGCUGAUGAUUUUAGGAGACUCAAGACACCUCCCGACUGUUUUUUCAUACCUCUUCCAUCUUCUCCAGUAGAUGAUUCUCUGAGCCUCCAGACAGCGCCUGAGUGUCUUCUGGCACCUCUUCCGCCUUCUCCAGUUGAUGACUUUGUGAGACCACAGACAGCUCCCGUCCACUCUCGCCUGCGACCUGGACCAUUUUCUAAAGCUCAUGAUAUUCGGAGACUCAAGACUCCUCCUGACUGUCGUUUCGUACCUCUUCCACCUCCUCCAGUUGAUAAUUCUCUGAGCCUCAAGAUACCUCUUGAGUGUCUUCUGGUACCUCUUCCACCUUCUCCAGUUGAUUUUCUGACAGCACCAAUACCUCCUGUCCACUCUCACCUGGGACCUGGACCAUUUUCUCAAUCUGAUCAUUUUCCGAGACUCAAGACACCUCCCGAGUGUUUUCCGUACCUCUUCCACCUUCUCCAGUCGAUUCUGUGAGCCUCAGGACACCUCCUGAGUGUCCUCUGGUACCUCUUCCACCUUCUCCAGUUGAUGAUUUACUGACACCACAGACUCCUCCCGUCCACUGUCACCUGGGACCUGUACCAUUUCCUUGAGCUAUGAUUUUAGUUGAAACAAGAUACCUCCUGACUGUUUUUUCGUACCUCUUCCACCUUCUGUAGUUGAUGAUUCUCUGAGCCUCAAGACACCUCCCGAGUGUCUUCUGCUACCUCUUCCACCUUCUCCAGUUGAUGAUAUUCUCAGACCACAAACACGUCCUGUCAACUCUCGCCUGGGACCUGGUCCAUUUUCUCAAGCUGAUGAUUUUCCGAGACUGAAGACACCCCCGAGUGUCUUUUCAUACCUCUUCCACCUUCUCCAGUUGAUGAUUCUCUGAGCCUCAAGACACCUCCCGAGUGUCUUCUGCUACCUCUUCCACCUUCUCCAGUUGAUAUUCUCAGACCACAAACACGUCCUGUCAACUCUCACCUGGGACCUGGUCCAUUUUCUCAAGCUGAUGAUUUUCCGAGACUGAAGACACCCCCUGAGUGUCUUUUCAUACCUCUUCCACCUUCUCCAGUUGAUGAUUCUCUGAGCCUCAAGACACUUCCUGAGUGUCUUCUGGUACCUCUUCCACCUUCUCCAUUUGAUGAUUUUCUCAGACCACAGACACGUCCCAUCCACUGUCGCCUGGGACCUGGACCAUUUUCUCAAGCUGAUGAUUUUCCGAGACUCAAGACACCUCCCGAGUGUCUUUUCUUGUCUCUUCCACCUUCUCCAGUUGAUGAUUCUCUGAGCCUCAAGACACCGCCCGAGUGGCUCCUGGUACGUCUUCCACCUUCUCCAGCUUAUGAUUUUGUGAGACCACAGACACCUCCCAUCCACUGUCACCUGUGACCUGGACUAUUUUCUCAAGCUGAUGAUUUUAGGAGACUCAAGACACCUCCUGUGUGUCUUUUCGUACCUCUUCCACCUUCUCCAGUUGAUGAUUCUCUGAGCCUCAAGAUACCUCUCGAGUGUCUUCUGGUACCUCUUCCACCUUCUCCAGUUGAUGAUACUUUCAGACCACAGACACGUCCCAUCCACUGUCGCCUGGGACCUGGUCCAUUUUCUCAAGCUGAUGAUUUUCCGAGACUGAAGACACCCCCACCGAGUGUCUUUUCAUACCUCUUCCACCUUCUCCAGUUGAUGAUUCUCUGAGCCUCAAGACACCUCCCGAGUGUCUUCUGAUACCUCUUCCACCUUCUCCAGUUGAUGAUUUUCUGACACGACAGACAUCUCCCGUCAAGUGUCGCCUGCGACCUGUACCAUCUCCUCGAGCUGAUGAUUUUAGGAGACUCAAGAAACCUCCUGACUGUUUUUUCGCACCCCUUCCACCUUCUCCAGUUGAUGAUUCUGUGAGCCUGAAGACACCGCCUGAGUGUCUUCUAGUACCUCUUCCACCUUCUCCAGUUGAUGAUUUUCUGAGACCACAAACACCUCCCGUCCAGUGUCACCUGAGACCUAUACCAUUUCAUCGAGCUGAUGAUAUCAGGCGACUCAAGAAACCUCCUGUUUUUUUGCACCCCUUCCACCUUCUCCAGUUGAUGAUUCUCUGAGCCUGAAGACACCUCCUGAGUGUCUUCUGGUACCCCUUCCGCCUUCUCCAGUUGAUGAUUUUCUCACACCACCGGCACCUCCCAUCAAGCAUUGUCGCCUGGGACCUGUAGCAUUUCCUCGAGCUGAUGAUUUUAGGAGACCCAAGGAACCUCCCGAGUGUUUUUUCACACCCCUUCCACCUUCUCCAGUUGAUGAUUCUCUGAGCCUGAAGACACCUCCCGAGUGUCUUGUGGUACCUCUUCCACCUUCUCCAGUUGAUGAUUUUCUGAGACCACAAACACCUCCCGUCCAGUGUCACCUGAGACCUGUACCAUUUCAUCGAGCUGAUGAUAUCAGGAGACUCAAGAAACCUCCUGAGUGUUUUUUUGUUUUGUUUUGGUUUUUUUUUUGUUUUUGUUUUUGUUCUGUGGUAGGAAGGGGCCUGGUGUGUUGUUGAUUCAAUUUAUUGAUCAUUUUUACAACAAACAAAUUCAUUUAAGUAUUGAUUGUGCACCUAUCAUAUAAUACCCAUUUUUUCAUCACUCCCCCACUCCCAGAACCCUAAGCUUUUCUCACUGUUAGAACUGGUAGUUUAUUUGUAUUUCAGUCACUUUGACUAUAAGCUCCUUGAGUGUAGGUGCUUAGAUUUUUUUCACUGCUUAGCCCCUAAUGCCUGUAUAGAGUAAGCUCUUUUUUUUUUUUUUUUGUACCAAAUGCCCAAUGGCCAAUUUAUUCUGUUUCAAUAACAACUAGGCAUCAUUUUCAAAGGGCCAUGUACUGACAACAGACUGCCCAGAAAUUAUCUCCCUAUGUAGGAAAACUACAGAAGACAAGUUCUUAGACUACAUCCAGGUAGUCCCAGUGUAUAUACAUAAGUCAUGGAAAAUACUAAUAAGCUCAUUAUUGCACCAAUCUGAUACCAAAUCAGUAAGUCAAUUUAGUGCUUAUAAUGUAGUGUUACAUUGAUUUAAUGAUGCUGUUAGUGAUAUUUGCAGUGACUGGACUGGCAUAAACAAUUACUAUUUAGGAUACUCUUUCUCGGUAGAAAAAACACCUAAUUCCACUAAUUGCCUCUAGUUCUGCUUCUAUUAACUGCAUACUUUGUACAUGCUAAUAAUCUUAUUAUCAGCUGCUGCUGAGUUAAUUAAAAUUCAUGUCUACAAGCAUAAACCAAAAUGUAUGUAUUCUGAUCACCUUUUAUAUGUUAAAUAAAAAUGUUGGAAGACCAAAUUUAAACAUUAAUUUCCAGAAAGUGAAAAUAUAUUUUAAAAAUACAUAUAGCAAAUUAACUUAUAAUGAGCUCAAAAGAGGUUGCAAAAAUAAUUUCACAUUAUGAUGAUAUGAUAACAGUUCAGAAUCAUUUAAGAAUGAUAUGUUCUUAAAGCAAAAAACCACAUACCAGUCCAUUAUUUUGUAUGGAAAAUAAAAUGUUUUCAGAAAAGCAUUUUUCAUUAUUUGAGUAAAGAACUAUAUCUCAUUAUUAAUUUGCCUUUUUUUUUUCUCUCUGAAAACACAUAGGAUAUAUUUUAAUUUGUUUUGGUGGUCUCAUAGUCUGAAAUACAUUUUCUUUUUUUGUUUAUAUUUUGCUAUUUCAGCGUUUAGCAAAUAAUUUGUGAGUAAAUUGUAUAGGUUGAGUCCUGAAUGAAGAGCUCUUAUUUUUAUUUGUUAGAGAAAUGUUAUAUAUAAUAUCCUGUUCAUAUCUAGAAAAAGUGAUUUGAGUUUUAAAAUUUUAUUAUUUAUAACUCUAAUCAUUAGUGACAAUGAACAUAUACUGGAGAGCAUUUUACAAUUAAGAAUGUGACAAUAUAUUUUAGCUACAUUCACUUAUUAAUAAUGAAAUUAGGCAAUAAUAAGAUAUGAUUAAUUUUAACUGGAUUUUAUUUAAGAAAAAUCAUUCUAUUUGGGUCAAAUAUGAAAUGAAAAUAAGUGUCCCUGUGUCUUAGAUGUAUUCCUUAAAUAUUCAAGCUGCCUAGAUUCUCUCAAUUGGGAAUUGACAAGUGUUAUUAUAACAUCGUGUUUAUUGGGUGGUAACAGCUCUGUGUUGUCAUGUGGUUUUUGCUUUAGGAACAUAUCAUUCUUAAAAUAUAUGAAUACAGUGUCAUAUAUAUAUGUGUACACAAAAUGUAUAUAUAUACUUCAUAUAUGGAUUAGUUGCUAGAAACUGAAUUCCCUUCCAACAACAGAAAAAGGUGAUAAGAUGGAUGAUGGGUUAUGAUUUAUUUUAUCUCCAGUGGGGAAAAAAACCUCUUCAAAACUAUAGUAUUGUUGAUUUCAAGUUUAACUCAGAAAAAAAAAAUUGCAUCAGGUAGAACAUUUUUUUCACUCUUUCUUUUUCUAUAUUAUUAUUAAAACAAAUAUAUCCCAAUGUUGAUGCCCUUUUUAUUUUAUUCAUAGCUUUUGAGGCACGUUUCAUAGCUCUAAUACACCUGUGUAUAUUCCCAAACUCCUCACUGCUAAGUGAAAAAUCAGUUUUCCUUUCUUGCCUUUUUUAACUUAUUUAAAUAGGACACAUUCAUGCAUGCCUUCCUUCUUGAAAUUCUUUCCUGCCCUGGCUUCCUUGACAACAUUUUAUGCGGUUCUCCUCCUACCUACGUGAUAUUGCCUUCUCAGUGUCCAUUAUGGGCUCUUACUCUAAAAUGAAGCCUUCUCCAAGUUUCCAUUUUUGACCCUAACCUCUUGCCUUGCCGUCAUUCUGAAAAGGCAAAUCUUAUUUCUUCCUUAUGUCAGCUACCAACUCCACCGAACUACUUUCAAAACAGCAUCUCUGACCUUUAAUUACAGGUACUCAAUAUUAUAUAGUACAGCUUCCUAAGUACUGCACAAUUGGAUCUAUGUCACUAUCUCCCAAACUGGACUCAUUUUCUAUCCUUUAAAUACGUGUCUCCAUCUCAGCUAAACCCACUAUGUUCGAGAAAGUGGAAUUACCUUUUUGUUCCACUCAGCACAAUGGACUGUGUUGGACAUCUUAUUUACUGGUCUACAUAGACCAAUGAAAGCUCAGCUCUGAGAGGUUACAGUCUGUUUCUUAUCUAUUUUAUUCACCAUGUUCAUGUAGGUCUACUUUCUCAGAAGAAAAGAUGUAUUGCAGAGUGACCCUUCUUUGUCACCCUUCCCCACGAUCAAUUAGUCCCCAACUCCUUCUUGUUCCUUAUCCAAAAAGCCAUCCCUUGCCCAGCCACAUUUUUUUAGUUCAUUCUUUUUAUCGUCCAUGACUUCAAAUAGUAUAAUAGCUCCCAAUCACUUUUUCUGCUUCAAUCCUAUUUUUAUAUUUACGUCCCCUUGAUUAAAAUUUGCAAUGAUUCCAAUUAUUUACGAUGCCAUAAAAAUCCCUUUUUUAUGCAGCUGCUACUUGUUCCAAUGUCAUCUCCCACUCUGUACUUUCCAGGAGCUACAGCAUCUACCCACACUGACUACUUUUAAAUUUACUAAACACAUGAACCUGAGGUAACACACUAUGCUCCUAUCAUAUGGGAUGUAUAUAGAUAUUGACAUAAAUAGAGUUAUAGACAUCAAUAUACGUAUAGAUACUGGCAUAAUCAAAAAGAUGUAGAUGUACAGAUAUAGAUAGAUGCAGAUACACAUAUUUUUAAUCACCUCCAGCCAAUUCUUCUUCAAGUGUACGAUCUCCAUGAAGCUCUCCUCCCUUCUAUGCAUGUUGAGAAGCACAGCGUUCACCAUGUGUUCCUACACUAGCCUGAGAGUAUCUCUGUUAAUUGAUAUUGAACAUUGCAUUUACAUGUCUGGACUAUAAACUCCUUGAAAGUAAAGAUGGUGUAUCUUCGUAUGUGACACAGUUGUCAUGGAAUCAGUCAUUUUAAAAGUUUGUUAAAAGAAGCUGUGAAAUUUAAAAAUAACAAUCUUUAUUAAUUACCAAAUCAAUCUAUCAUGUAAAAAAAUUAAAAUAUGCCUAUCCAAGUAACAGUGGCAUAGAGAACCUCGGAUUAGAAUCUUGUCAAUAAAAAUUCAUUUCAGAACUCUUCCCUAAAAUAUAUAGUUAUUCAGUAAUACUUAUCGUGAGAAAAAAAUCACCAUAUAGGAAAUAGAAGGAAUAAAUAUUUACUCAUGUAAAGUAUAAUUUGAGCAACAGUUGGAACACCCUCCUCUUUUUGCUCUGUUUAAACUGUUAAUUAAUAAGAAAAUUUUAUAUUAAGAAGGCUUUUGGUUAAAAUUCAAAUCGCUUUGAGAGACGUUAACAAUAAACUUUUAUUUUGUUUGCAAAAUUUAUAUAACAGUGUAGAUACUUAUUUGGAAAUUUUAUUUUAUAGGAAAUAAUCUUAAUACUGAUUUAUAGUGAGAAAAAGAGGACAUAAUGUUAACUAAAAUAAGCCACACACAGAAAAAUACUGCAUAAUCUUAUAUGUGGCAUCUAAAAAAUAGUCAUUACUGGGGCAGGGCGGGCAGUGCUGGAAAUGGGAAGAAGCAGGUCAGAAAGUACAAACUUGCAGUUAUGUAGGAUGAAUGCCUAAUAAAUAAUAAUAAAAAUAAUAAAUUGUACAGCAUAAUGAUUGAUAGGCUAAUUUGCUUAACUAUAAUAACUAUACAUACAUACAUAUACACAUGUAUACACAUGUAAAAAAUAUGUAUCUCGCAAAGCAUCAUGUUAUACAUCUUAAAUAUAUACAAUAAAAUAUCCUACCUCAAAUUUAGGUACUUUGAGAAAGACAA